AUGGCCGCACACUCGUUCUCCCAGCCGCCGACCGUCCCCGACGUGCUCGUCGCCUUCCCGGCCCAGCAUGUCAUGCUCGUGACCAUCAACCGCCCCCGCCAGCUCAACUCGCUGCCGUCGACCCACCAUGCACCGCUCGACCGCCUCUUUACGUGGUUCGACAACGAGCCCGCCCUCCGCUGUGCCGUCGUCACGGGCGCCGGCCGGGCCUUUUGCGCGGGUGCCGACCUCAAGGAGUGGAAUGCUCUCCACGACGCGGCCCACCAGCUGGGUGCCGCCCCGCAGGCCCCGACGGCGCGCUGGACACCCGCCGGGUUCGGCGGCCUGAGCAACCGCACGGGCAAGAAGCCCGUCGUGGCGGCCGUCAACGGCCUCUGCCUGGGCGGCGGCAUGGAGAUGGCCGUCAACUGCGACAUGGUGGUGGCGGCGCAGUCGGCGCAGUUUGGCCUGCCCGAGGUGCGGCGCGGCGUGGUGGGGAUUGCGGGCGCGCUGCCGCGCAUUGUGCGGACGCUGGGCCGGCAGCGGUCGGCGGAGAUGGCGCUGACAGGGCGCCACUACAGCGCGCAGGACAUGGCGCGGUGGGGCAUCGUGAACACGGUGGUGGCGGACGACCGCGUGGUGGCCGAGGCGGUGGCGAUGGCGUCGCUGGUGGCGGCCAACUCGCCGGACGCGGUGGUCGUGUCGCGGGAGGGCAUGCGGCUGGGCUGGGAGGGCAUUGCGCCGGAGCUGGCGACGGACCUGCUGGAGCGGGGCAUGUACGGCAUCAUAGACGGCGCCGAAAACAUGAAGGAGGGCGUGCUCAGCUUUGUCGAGAAGCGGCCGGCCGUGUGGAAGGGGAGCAAGCUGUAG
Molecule: messenger RNA, 849 nt
Organism: Sporothrix brasiliensis 5110
Lineage: Eukaryota; Fungi; Ascomycota; Sordariomycetes; Ophiostomatales; Ophiostomataceae
Product: enoyl-CoA hydratase/carnithine racemase
Exons: 1
Coding region: 1-849 (282 amino acids)
Biological process (GO): fatty acid beta-oxidation
Cellular component (GO): mitochondrion
Molecular function (GO): enoyl-CoA hydratase activity
Source: RefSeq, a predicted model, not a curated record